CGAACCACCUACACCACUUCCAUUGUCGCUUUCCAUCUCAUAUCUUACUUCUCUUACUCUUACUUCUUACUCUUUUCUCAAACUCGUAUUCGCUUUGGACGACAAACCUCACGCUCUUUGACAGACAUUCUCUCAUAACUUAACUCCUACUUCCUCAACACACCAUCGACCAUCGACCAUCAACCAUCAACAAUCAACAAUCAUCUAACCUCGAAAACUCGAGUGUCGACGACGACAACACCGCUACAGGUCGAGACGAUCAUAUACGAGUAUAGCUCGUCCCUAUACUUCAAAGUUACUAUUGAACAUACUUGUAUUUAGUGAUUCCUGAAGCAAAGGUGAAAAACAUGUUGAGUAUCGUUGUUGUUCUCGCGCUGAUUCAUUCCGUAUUAGCCGUCGACGGAUGUACCCGUACCGCCGUCGUUCAGGCUGGUGACACUUGCGAUUCCAUCUCCCGACAAUAUGGAGUAUCGACAUUCCAACUUGCCCUAGUCAACGAGGCAUCUAUCGAUGAGAAUUGCGAUAAUUUGAACCCUGGUGACACUGUAUGUUUGGGUGUCGAAGGUGUGGAUUGUACAAAAGUGUAUACUGUCGUGGAAGACGACACUUGCGACGGACUCAUCGGCACCUAUGGCAUGUCAAACGAUACGCUUUACUCGAACAACCCUCAAAUUGACGCACCUUGCGAUAACAUUUACGUCGGAGAAGUACUUUGCGUCGAUACUAACGCAUUCUCUUAUCCUACAUACAACGACACUUUGUACCAGGUCCUCGCUUGGACUUACGUGCCACUCUGCCCGGAGUAAACCCUACUCUCUAUCCAACGGGAGAUAAUCCACUCGCACACUUUGAACGCUCUGGAUGAGCUAUGAUGUCUUUGUCUCGCUGUACGAAUGAGUGUCUUGACGCUAUUUUAGGAACAUUUGAUAAGAAAAAAGAGGCUUUGUGCGCUGGUAGCUUCAGAGAUGAAACGAUGAAUUUGUUCACAUUGU
Tremella mesenterica DSM 1558 is the source of this 992-nucleotide messenger RNA. RefSeq lists its product as uncharacterized. NCBI's taxonomy places the organism in Eukaryota, Fungi, Basidiomycota, Tremellomycetes, Tremellales, Tremellaceae. The record is from RefSeq and is a predicted model, not a curated record. The transcript is spliced from 7 exons. Bases 348 to 806 code for a protein of 152 amino acids.